UGAUGCCCUUGUCCGAUUAUCAACGAACCAGUGGCGUGAAAUUAGAAAUAUUUUCAUUUUAAAUCUUUUAAUUUAAGAAAUUUACUCCUAAUUGGCAAAGUCGUCGAACCUAGUUACCUUGCCAAUCUUACCUCCCAAGGUUGUUUCAUUAAUUGUGGCAACCCUAACCGCCAGUUGUUGCGAAGUGAAUAUUUUUUAUAAGUAGCAUGAGGCUGAUGGCGGUAUGUUUAUGUUUGUUAAGUUAGAAUUGGUGAAAUAAUAUACUCGAAUUUAUGGAUAUUAGACGAUUAAAAAAUGUGAAAGAUUUAUUUUUAAGUUUCAACUAACAACAUGAAAACUAGAUCAUGCAGGGUAAAUGUAAUGGAUGAUGAUAGGUUCUGUGCAAAGUUAUCGGUCGUAUGAAUCAAAUGACACCAAUAAAGGAGACCGAGACAGAUGAUAGCUCAACAAAUUCAUCUUCUCGACAACGAAAGCUUUCCGGUAAAGUUGUUGCCCAUCUUCAGAAAUAUGAUAGAAAUGGUUUGCCGAAAAUUAGCCAUUUGCCUCACUCGCUGAAGAGGGAACUAGAAACUAGCAGAGAUACGGAUCAAAAAAGUUCUGUGGCAACCAUUUCGUCACAUUCCAAUUCUAACGAAAUGUUUGUUAAUGGGACUGAUAGCAUUGAUGACAAGCAAAAUGUGAGACGCAGCACACGUCAGAGGAAGUUCAUGUACGAUAAUUUGAACCAAGCUUGGCUUUUAGCUUCUAGUAUUCCGGAGUUUACUAAAUAUGAGCCACUUUUCCCUACCGUUCAAAGAAGUCCCCAAGAUGAUCAGUGUGAAACCGUAAGGCCGAGACGCUCUCUGAGAAACCAUAAUGAGUUGCAACGGUUAGGCCUUACACCAGAAGGCCUAGAAUAUGAGGAUAUGUAUAGUAGAGUCAAAAGAAAGAAGAGAAAGACUGUGCACACUUUCUUUUCUCGGCGCAUCUCUCGAGGAGACGGGUGUAUGGCUGAUACGGAAGAUACAGACCAAAAUGGGAUUUCUGAUUCAGAUACUAUUGAUGACAGAAGUGACAUCGAAAAUAGUAUGCAAUCUGCACCCCAAUUUCCAACAGAAAUGGAUGGUGGCCAAAAUCAGGAUGGCGUAGCUCAUGUUCCAAGUAAUGUUGUGCGUGGCCCUAAGUAUUCUUUGCGGCCUAAGAAGCCUAUUACUGAGAGAUUUCAAGUAUCAAGAGAACCCACCAGACCUAGGCGAUCUACUACAACAAUUUUUGAGGCAAAUCAGCACCAUCCUCGACCACCAAGAGAAAGAGACUCAUUUAAAAUAAAAACUACAGCACAUCGUAAUCACAUCUAUACUAGAAAAAGGCAUGCGAUUCAUAAUAGUUCAAGUAGUUCUAGUGAUGAAGGACACUUUGAAAAACGAAAGGCUAUAAGUUUAGCUAGAGCUAGAAACAGAUGUCUCCCUCUCAAUUUUCUUGAUGAUGAUUUGACAAAGGGUACCAUACGGGAUCGAGUUAUGAUAGGCAGCAGUUUGGCCGAUAUUGAUCCUAUGGGUAUCGAUAAAACGGUAUCAUUUGACCAUGUGGGAGGUUUAGACAAGCAUAUCAGGUCCUUAAAGGAAAUGAUCCUUUUCCCUCUUAUGUAUCCUGAGGUGUUCCAAAGGUUUAAAAUUGCCCCACCUCGAGGCGUACUGUUUUACGGCCAACCAGGAACUGGCAAAACAUUAGUGGCUCGUGCCCUAGCAAAUGAAUGCAGUACUGGAGACAAGCGUGUUGCCUUUUUUAUGAGGAAAGGGGCAGAUUGCCUGAGUAAAUGGGUCGGAGAAUCGGAAAGGCAACUACGUCUAUUAUUUGACCAAGCUUACACUAUGAGGCCUGCUAUAAUUUUUUUCGAUGAAAUCGAUGGAUUGGCACCUGUCCGUUCGACUAGACAAGAUCAGAUCCAUAGUUCUAUUGUAUCUACCUUACUUGCAUUGAUGGAUGGUUUGGAUAACCGAGGAGAGAUCGUGAUUAUUGGUGCUACAAAUCGAUUGGAUGCGAUAGAUCCAGCUUUGAGAAGACCUGGUCGUUUCGAUCGGGAAUUGCUUUUUCCACUCCCUUCCUAUCAGGCCCGUGAAAAAAUUCUGAAGAUAAUAACAAAGGAAUGGAUCCCACCUCAACCAGAUUCUCUCAUCUCAGAACUAGCUGCUUGCACUGCAGGCUAUUGUGGUGCAGAUUUGAAAGCACUUUGCUCUGAAGCAGCGCUAGUUGCUCUCCGACGCCGCUAUCCUCAAAUUUAUGAAUCUAAGCAAAAGUUACAGUUGGACGUGGAGACCAUUCAUGUUGAUUCUGUAGAUUUUUUGACAGCUUUGAAAAAGAUGAAACCAUCCGUACAAAGGAGCUCAGUGUUCUCUUCUAAACCUUUAUCUACUGUUGUGAAGCCUUUACUGGAACCCACUUUGCUUGCAGUUGUUCAAAAAAUCUCAAAGAUCUUCCCCUAUUUCACGUUCCCUAUGAAGAAACAACCCUCUUUACCUAGUAUCUGUAGUGAAAACUCAACCUCUAAAUUAAUUGAUUCUGAAGAUAGUGAUAGUUACAUGUGUUCCGAUGAUGUUCCAAAGCUUACUUCUUGUCUUGGAUCCCCUAGGAGCAGAAUGAAGCUUCUGGAGGUGAAAUCGAAUUUAACCAGUAUGGCACCCAUACUGCAUCGACCUUAUUUUUUAAUAUCUGGUAAAGAAGGUCAGGGACAAGGAAGCCUGGCUCCUGCUGUACUACAUCUGUUAGAAAAUGUUACAGUGCAUAGACUGGAUAUACCAGCUCUGUAUGCGGUUACGACACGUGCACCUGAAGAAGCUUGUGCUCAGAUUUUUCAUGAAGCUCAAAGAAAUGUGCCUAGUGUUAUAUUUUUACCUCACAUUGGUUACUGGUGGGAAACAUUAUCAGAAACUGUUCGCGCUACAUUCCUAUCUCUCUUGCAAGACUUGGAUCCAUCAUUGCCGCUUAUGUUAUUUGCUACAAGUGAUGUCACAUACUAUCAAUUGCCGAUAAAGAUUCAAGAAAUCUUUAGUGCAUCUACGGAGCAAGUAUUUUCAAUGCGUACUCCAACUCUUGAAGAACGAAAAACUUUUUUUGCUAGUCUGGUUAAGGAAAUUUUCAAGUUGCCACAAAAAUCUGCUGAAAAAAGUAAACCAGAAGAAUUGCCUUUAGCACCUCCCCCUGUUAUCCAUAAGCUGACAGAUAAUGAGUUACAAAGGUUAAGGGAGAAAGAAGAAGCUACCUUGAGAGAACUUCGGCUGUUUCUUAGGGAUAUUGUCACAAAAUUAGCUAGAGAUAGGCGCUUUUCUGUGUUCUCGAGACCUGUAGAUCCUGAAGAAGUUCCUGAUUACCAAGAAGUAAUAAAGCAUCCCAUGGAUUUGGAAACCAUGAUGACAAAGAUUGAUACCCACCGUUAUGAAACCGUUGCUCAGUUUUUGAGUGACAUAGACCUAUUGUGCCAAAAUGCUCUGGAAUACAAUCCGGAUCGGGAUCCUUCUGAUAAAUUGAUACGGCAUCGUGCGUGUGCUUUAAAAGACAUGGCCCAUGCACUUGUUUUAUCUGAGCUUGAUGCAGAGUUUGAAAAAAUAUGCCAGGCAAUUCAUGCCUCUAGAAAAGAAAGAGGAGAAAACCCACCCUCCUUCCCAUCUCCUUCCAAGCGGCUUACUUCAAGUAGACUAACAAUGAGUGCCUCAAAUGUGGCUUCUACUUUUAAGAAUGAAGCCAAUAAAGUAUACGAUAAUCAUGUUAAUUCAUGUGAGAAAUCUUCUGAAAAGAAAGAAAAUGGUGAGACUUUGUCCUCACCUACUAGGUUCAGUAAGCGCCUGAGGGAACAGGGAACCUCCUCACAAACGACAGAGCAUCCUGUUACAAAACCUCAUUCACCUCCAAAACGAGCUUCAAGGUACGUCAUUUGGCGCAAACGAAAGAGAUCGCCCUGGUAUGGUGGCUGCAAACAAAAGCUGAUUCGCAGAAAGGUCGUCCGUAAUGACCCAUCUAAGAAGUCCAAAUACUUCUCCAAUGCAAAAUUCAUCAAAACUUCCGAUCCCUUGCAACCCACCCAAGAAGAGCUCGAUCCCACCGCUGAGCCAUCCGCUAGUAGCAGUAUGGAAGUGGUCAUCUCCAAAAGCGUGGAAGACCGAAGAGACAUGUCUGGAACAGACUCUUCUGCCACAGUGGUUUCACCCAAAACGAUAGCUAUGUAUAACGAUGCUGACAAAGAGGACAACACUGCAGAUGGCAAGACCAGUAACCCUGCUUCACCGUCAAAGCGACACCUUUCCUGUGAUAUUUCCAAUGAGUCUAAUUGCUCAAAUAGUGUUUUCUUUCAUAGCCCACCUUCCAGUUCCAUGCACAUCUCACCUUCCAAAAGGAAAUCAACAAUGAGUCCAGAGUCACCUCAUUUCACUAGAAGUCAAGGUAGCUUAGAUCCAACGACCUCUAGUGUUAGACAGAAGGUGUUGAUAGACACAGCUGCCUUGGAUGCAUUCAUAUCACAUCUUGUUAGAAUCACAGAGGAUUAUACAGUAGAAAAAUUGUUACAGCUCUAUUCAGUACUGCAGCAAUGUGUAUACAAGCAUCGAAAACAGUUAGAUAAGAAAGAGUUAUUAAAAGAACUAGAAAGAAAUUUGGAAUCUUUUCUACGAUAUAAACCAUCCUAGUCUUUUUUUCACAAAGCCUUAUGCAGUUCAUUGAAAAGUGUACAGUAUACUGCCGAGAAAACACUGCCCAGGUUUUAUUCCAUUAUUUUAAUGUGAUUCUUUUGUAGCAUAUUUAUUUACAUAAUAUUAUAUAUUUUGAAUACAUCUAGAAAAAAGAUUGCAUUGUAGAUAUACAUCUUAACAGGAUCACCUUUAUUUAUGUUUUCAUUGUUUCACAUCAAUUUCUUGUAAAAAAAAAAUUUCCUGUUGAAAUGUGUUUUAAGGUAUGUUUUCUAUCUAUAUUCAUUGCCAUAUGAUUGGUUGAAAUCAAUGUCAUAACGAUCAUGCCCUAUCCUUAUAUUGUGAGUGAGAUAUAUGAUAAUCUAACCUACCUAAAUAAGGUAACAUCAAUAUGUAUAUAUUACCUGAAUCUAACUCUGCAGAUUUAAAGACAAAUUAUCUUUUUUUUUAAUACUAAUUACUGGUGUUAUAAAAUCUUUCGUACUAAUUACACUGGCAUACAAAUAUCAGGAUUUUUUAAAAAAUCACUUUUACUUCUGAAAGAUUAUUUAGCAUGCAUUAGUUUUGUGGAAUUUGGUAUGUAAAUAAAUAAAAAUUUUAUUCUUUAAAAUAUUCAUAAUACUUUCAAUUUUUUUCAAGGCUAAGAGAAAAGCAGAGCUCAAAGUUGUCCUCAAAUGUUCUUAAUUAUUAAACAUUUCAAUAAAUGUUCUGAAAUUUUUGCAUUUUUCCAAAUUUUUGUAUUAGUUACCAGGAAGAAUAAAUAUUAUUUAUCUAAGAAAUAAUUGACGAAAUUUAAACCUCAAAGAUUAUAUUAUAUCCCAUGAAACAAAAAGAACGACAAAGUCUUCAUAGCCCGUCGAGUAGGAUAUUUAUCUACUUCCAGUGUUAGAGAUUCUUACCCCUGAUUUGAUAGCAUAAAAGCAUUUGAUGAAAAUCCAGUGUUAUUCUUUUUUAUGCUCAAUGUAUUAGUAAAUUAUAAAAUAAUAACAAUAAUUAAUAAUAAAUAUCAAUUUUUAAUAAACAGUAUUAAUUAAUUAUAAAAUAUAAUAUAGCUGAAUUUCAUUCACUCAUAAAAUGCGAAGCAUUAAUUUUAAAGUUCAAAAUUUCUUUUUAAUAAUUAAAACAGAAGCAGUCUCUUUCUAAAUUGUGUUUCAAAAUUAAUAUUUCUCAGAAAUCCUAUUACAAAUGAAAGGUUUAAUUAAUAAAUUUUCUGUGUUAAUCGCAAGGGUUAUAUGCUAUUAUCUUGACUGUCAGCAUUUUUCACAUAAAAUUAUCGAUACUCUGAUAUCUAGUUUUGAACAGUUUAAGAUAAAAACAUUAAGAGUUGCUAUUUUUUAUUUUUUUUAUUGUUAUUAAAUAUAUAUUUUAAAGGCAUGCUUUCAUUUUAAUAGUAAGAGUUUAAUAUAUAAUUGUUCUAUUGUUAGUUACUAAAAUUUCUCAUUGUUUUAGCAUUACCUGAACAAAAUCUAGAUAUUGACAAUGGAGUUUGGGGCAAAAGACUUUAAACUCUAUUAUCAAUAUCUCGGUUAUUAUCCAUUAUUUGAACCCCCUUUGAAUAAGGAGGUUCAAAUAAAUGGUGCUACCUUUAGUAUUUAUUCAAGAUUUUUAAAAAAUUUAAAAAAACAUAGUGAGUUUUAGAAAUAAAAAAAGCUUUCCUUCAAUUCUCCAUGUUCUAAAAUGAAAUCUUUACUUUUACAAAUGCUUUAAAAUUAAACCUAUAGAGUUCUGGUGAUUUUUCCUAACCCUAGUUUUUGUGUGCCAGUUUAAAUAAUUAAACUAAUUGGUUCAGCUGUUAGUUAAAUUGAUAAUAAAUUCUAUUAUGUAUGUAACUCAUGUUACGUCAUUCAUGUUUAAAAAUAAAUUUCUAUUUAGCCGAUUUGUUUUAUUAUGUUUGUAGCUCAAUACUUUUUUACUAUUUUUAUCCAAUUUUUAACGCAGUAUAUAUUAAAACAUUAAGCUUUCAACUGUAGUUACUAAAUUAUGCUUAUUUUUUUCAUUAAAUUUGAGUGACUUUCUUACGAUAUUCCUUGUUGUUCCAAUUAAUAAAUACCAUUUAGUGGCAUAAACAAUUCAAUUUAAAAUAACAUCAGUAAUUAGAAUUUAAUUUUGAAAAUUGCCAAGCUAGUCUCUACAUAUUUGAAUACAUAAUAUAUAUACAUAAUAUAUAAUACUGUUUGUGGUCAUGUGAUGCAGUUUGUGUAUUCAUUUAUACCAAAAUAAGUUCAGAAACUUUUUAGUAAAUACUGUACUAUGGUGGUUAGAAAGCUGCAAUGUUCGUAUGAAAUCUAUUGUUAUUAGAGUUUGCUUAAAUAAAACUAUUAAAUGCCUUAAAAAUACUGUAUAUGACUCAGUAAAGAAAUCCUGCAUUUUUAAUCAAAGCAAAGAUAUUUAUUUUAUUAUUCAGAAAAGAUAUAACUGUUAUAAUUUGAAAUUUCUCCUCUUUUUGAAAUAUAUUCAAGGCUGUUGAAUAGUUUUUUAAAAUGCUGUUAGGGAUGAAUUUGUCUGCUCACAAAAGUUUGCUGAUUAUUUAAAUGCCUUUAAUUGGUAAAAAAUCAAAUUCAGGAAUUAAAUGUUUGUAGUAGCAAUUAAAUCUGUUACAUACUUGUGAAUUCUUGUCUAUUCAUACAUCACUGCCAUUUACAAGAUGAACUAUAAAGGGGUUUUUUUAUACUCAUAAAUAUUUCCCUAUGCUUUGUAUGUAUGUGUGUAUAUAUAUAUACAUGCAUACAUACAUUAAUUAUUCAGCAUCUGUCACUGCCAUUUUGUUGACAGCCAUUGCUAACAAAUUCAUUUUAUUUGUACCACGUUUGCACAAAUAUGUGGAAUAUUCAUUCCAUGUGAAUUAAAUAAUUUGUAUCAUACUGUACAGCGUAUCAUACAUUCUUUCAUAAAUAUUAAUACAGAUAUUCUCAAGUUAUGAUAUUCAUUAUUUUAAAUGUAAACUGCAAUACUGAUAAAUUUUAAUGCUGUCAAACUGCUAACGGCAAUUUGUGCACUUAUUGCAGCUCGGUAGUUUUAACAGCAAUUUUCCUUAAGGAAAAAAAAUUCCUUAAUAUUUUAGUAUUGUAAUUAGUAUUAAAUCAUAUUUAAUAGAUAUUUUCUUUAAAAAAAAAUUUUUUUUUUAAUUAUUUUUUGCGAAAAAAGAUUUUAGUGUUUAGUUUUAUCUGUAGUUGAAUUGAAAUUAUGUUCUUCAGAAAAAAAUUAGGUCUUUUAUUGGUAGUUGUAUUGGAUUUACCAGUUAUUUUGAUGAGGUCUUUAAUUUUAUUGGUUGUUGAAUUGAAAAAAAAAAUUUUUGGUCUGUUAUUAGUAAUUGAAAUGGAUUUGCCAGUUAUUGUAAUGUGGUCUUCAAUUUCUUUAGUAGUUGAAUUGAAUAUUUUUUUCACUUCAAAAGAAAGUAGAAUUUGAAAUAACCUUGUUGCUAGUGAUCUCAUUUACAAGUUGUAAUUAUUUUGUUAAUUAAAUUAACUCUUCUAAUUGUCCUGCAUGUAAAAUUUUGCCAUUAAUGUCCUGUUUGUAGAUGAUUGGUCAGAAUUCUAGAAAGAGAUCAGCGUCAUUUUCAAACUUUUUCUAGAGGAGAAACUACUUUCUGUUCCAUAGAAAAAUGGUCGUUAAUAGAGGUUUGUCUUAGGGGUUACCUCCAAUGACUUCAAAAUGUUAUCAAAGGUACAUGACAAUUUUAAAUUUAACUCAGUGUCAUUUUUUGGUGCGGAAAUGCCAUUUGUGUUGUCGUCAAAAUUUAGCGUCAAUAAAAAUGAUCUUUACUUAUAUAAUUAUGUGUAAAAACAAAUUUGACGCCCGGUGGCUGAGUGGUAGCGCAUCAUGCUCCCAUGCCGCAGGUCUUGGGUUCGAUCCUCGGGCCGGGCAAGGUUGACUCAGCCUUUCAUCCCUUCAAUGGGUCGAUAAAUGAGUACCAAGCAUGCUUGGGAACUAACACUGAAGGUUCCGCAUUCGGCUAACCACCUGAGCGGAACAUCUGCUCCUGCACCCCAGAGCCCAAGGUCAAGAAAACUGAGAUAGGCACAGUAGGCCCUAGCCCUCUAUAGGCUGUCGUGCCACUGAGUUUAGUUUUUAGUAAAAAAAUUUUUACCAAUCAUGAAUGAUUGGACUAUUUUAAAUGGAUAAACAAUUAUGUUUUAAUUUGUUCAAGUUUGUAUUUGAUAUUAUAUCAUAAAAAAUAGUUAGCUUUAAAAAAUGAAAAGAUGCUUAUUUGUUUGAGAAGAUAAGUUUUUUCUCAAAUAUUUUUUUUCUAACUUUCAAUUAAAAUAAAUCAUUGAUAAUAUUGUCUUUAGUGCACUCAGGUCACUGGUGCGGGGGGGGGGGNGGGGGGGGGGUUGAUGGUCUCUCCUAAAGGUUUUCUUCAACACUGAGUCUAUAGAAAAAAUCUGUGCCUCCCAAAAGUUAGUCGCAAAUAGAGGAAGUUGCUACAUAGAGGUGGUCUUUCCGACCUACUGUAUAUAUAAAUUCUUUAACCUAAAACAUAUUCCUUAUCCAGAUAAUUAUAUGACUAAUUAUCUUAUUAUAAAUAACUUAAAAUUAGUUAGAAAUGUGUAUUAAGAUGUAUUAUAGAAUAAUAAUUAAAUUAAAAUUGGUCAAAAAUAAACAUGAAUGUAAUAUAAGACUUCACAAGGUGACACCCUACAUGCAUUCAAGUGGGAGGGAUUUUUUGAAUAACUUUUUUACAUCACAAAAAUUCUAUUUGUGUUAAAUGUGUAUAAUGUACAUUUCUUUUGGGUGGUGUAAUGUACAUUUCCUUCAAACAAUUCCUGCGCACCCAAAAAAAAUUUAGAUUCAAAUAAUUUUUUUAAUAAAAAAAAAAGAAGGAUAGUUAGAAUUUUUUAUAUGCGUGUGAAGCUCUAAUGGCAGGAUUUUACAUGCUUGACUUGACAUAAUUUUUUAUGUAAUUAAAGUGUCACUCUUAUGUGUUAUGUUUUUGUAUUUAUUGUUUACAUAUUAAUCAUCUAAUUUAUUCAUACAAUAUAUUGAUAUCUUCUUUUGUAUAAUAGCUCAUGAUUACUUUCAUAAUUCUUCUAUUGUGUAUAAAUAUUUUUCCUAAUUUUUGUAUCUAAGUUAUUAAAAAUUUAUUUAGUUUUGCUUUAUAUCUCUUACCUAAUGUGUUUCAUAUAUUCUUUUGUUUUAUUAAUUUUAUUUGUAUUUAGCGUAUAUUUGUUUAUUAUAACGAUGUCAAAUUUUUCAAGAAUUAUAUAAAAAGCUUAAAAAUUAAUUAAGAUUUAAACUGAACUAGUUACAUAAUCUCUCAAAGUAAGGUUUUCUGUUGAAUUGAACUAUAAGUACCCAUUUAAUUUAUCGGCUUAGAUUUUCUAAAAUUAUGUUCUCAUUCUUUAAAGAAAUGAGUAUUCAAUUUCCCUUUGAACGACAAAUGAAUUAUUAUAUCAUUAAUAAUAAUAUAUAUAAAAUUGUGGAAAUAUAUUUAAUUCUUAUUAGUGAAUAUAGUUUUUGGUUUUUUUCUCUUAAUUAAAUUAGGACUCUAAUAUGCUAAUUAGCAGUAUAUACAGACAUUAUAUCAAGAAAUAUCAACGUCUAUUCAACACACUUUGUAAUGAAUAGUGUUAAAAGUAUGGGGUUUUUUUUUGUUUUGUUUUUUUUUCAAACAAGUUUUAAGCGUUUUCAAGCGUAUUUAACUAUUGAUCUAAAAUAUGUUUUUUCAUUAUUACCUAAUUAAAAUUUAGUAGAGAUAUUUAUAGACUUAACUAGCUUGAAAGUCAAAAUAUUUUCAUAGAUUUCUAAGGUUUUCAUUUCUCUAAAUAAGGAUAAAUUUACUCAAAAUAUUAUUUCAGUUAUAUUUUAAUAAUUUGAGAAUUUAUGAUGUCAACAUAACAGAAAGUGUUACUUUAUAUUUUUCCUUUUGCCUAUUAACCUUUAUUUGUAUUUUAUUCUUAUUAAAUUCACACUAGAUUAUAAAAUGUCAAAUAAUUUGAAACUUAUGUUAGAAACUAUAUUCUAUGGCAUGGUGCUACUACUGUACAUCAUAACAAGGCAAAAACGAUUACAAAGGACUUUAAACAAAUUUGUGAGUCUGUUCAAGAAAUCCUUUGUUAAAUAUUUUUAUUAAAAACAUAUUUUUGCUCUCACUCCUAAACAGGUGCUGUUAAUAUUGAUAAAUCAAAGUUAUAGGUUGAUUACUAGUACUGGGUGAUAU
This is a messenger RNA of Parasteatoda tepidariorum (common house spider), 10812 nucleotides long. Its product is annotated as ATPase family AAA domain-containing protein 2. Gene Ontology annotation, cellular component: nucleus. Lineage: Eukaryota; Metazoa; Arthropoda; Arachnida; Araneae; Theridiidae. Gene Ontology annotation, molecular function: histone binding; chromatin binding; ATP binding. Gene Ontology annotation, biological process: transcription initiation-coupled chromatin remodeling; nucleosome disassembly; nucleosome assembly. The record is from RefSeq and is a predicted model, not a curated record.